Molecule: messenger RNA, 1725 nt
Organism: Drosophila novamexicana
Lineage: Eukaryota; Metazoa; Arthropoda; Insecta; Diptera; Drosophilidae
Gene: Snx6
Product: sorting nexin-32
Exons: 8
Coding region: 97-1431 (444 amino acids)
Biological process (GO): phagosome-lysosome fusion involved in apoptotic cell clearance
Molecular function (GO): phosphatidylinositol binding
Source: RefSeq, a predicted model, not a curated record
GGCAGCACUAACAAACUCGACGGCACAUUCGUACACAAGCGCAGGCCAGUUGUUAAAUUAAAGUUAUUGUUAUUAAAAAAAAAAAAAACAAACAAAAUGAUGGACGGCACGGAUGAGUCAAACCUAUUGAAUAGUCCCACGAAGAACAAUGGUGGUACUAUGGAAAUCUCAUCGCCAAAUCCAUUGGCACCGACAGCAAACACAAACGGAAGCGGAAGUGCCACUUCACCGGAUAGCUCUUCGUCGGCGCCAGUGACACCAGCUGCUCUGGGCGAAAAUUCGCUGCAUGUGGAGAUCUCUGAUGCGUUAAGCGAGAAGGAAAAGGUCAAGUUUACCGUUCACACACGCACCACGUUGCCUGGCUUCACCAAGAAGGAUAACAAUGUGGUGCGCCAGCACGAGGAAUUUGUUUGGCUGCACGAUCGCAUCGAGGAGAAUGAAGACUAUGCGGGCUAUAUUAUUCCGCCCUGCCCGCCACGACCAGACUUUGAUGCGUCACGUGAGAAGCUGCAGCGUCUAGGUGAAGGCGAGGGCAACAUGACCAAAGAGGAGUUCAAAAAAAUGAAAUCCGAAUUGGAAGCCGAGUACCUGGCUACGUUCAAAAAGACCGUUGCAAUGCAUGAAGUAUUUUUACGUCGCCUGGCCAGCCAUCCCGUAUUUCGCAUCGAUCAGCAUUUGAAGGUGUUCCUGGAGUACGAUCAGGAUCUGUGUGCUAAGCCGCGCAAAAAGAUGGCCAUCUUUGGUGGGUUUGUCAAAUCGCUGGGCAAGACCACUGAUGAGAUACUACUGAGUGCUACUGUGCGCGAUGUUAAUGACUUCUUUGAGAAUGAACUGCAGUUCCUUACCGAAUACCAUGGUCACUUGCGUGAGGCAGCAACGCGCACUGAGAAAAUGACGCAACGCCACAAAGAUGUCGGCUAUUCGCAUCAAAAGAUAUCGAACGCCCUGACACAGCUCUCGACCACCGAGAAAGGCAACGUGGAGACUUUUGUGGCGAAGGCUGCGGAGGUGUUCGAACGCAUAAAGAAUCUGGAGACACGCGUUGCCAGCGAUCAGGAUUUAAAGCUGGGCGACACUUUGCGCUAUUAUCAGCGGGACAGCAAUGCCGCCAAGGCCCUGUUGAUACGACGCCUACGUUGUUUGGCUGCCUACGAGACAGCCAAUCGGAAUUUGGAGAAGGCGCGUUCCAAGAACAAGGAUGUUCAUGCGCCCUUGGAGGUGCAAGAGGCUGAAACUGCUCAAGUGGAGGCCUGUGAAAAGUUUGAGUCUAUGUCAGCCUGCGGCAAGGAGGAGCUGAUUGGCUUUCGCAAUCGACGUGUGGCUGCUUUUAAAAAGAGUCUCGUUGAGUUAUCCGAUCUGGAGAUCAAGCAUGCCAAAAGCCAAUAUGAUUAUCUGCGUCAAUCGCUGUUGGCCCUUAAGGAAAUCGCCUGAAAGCCGACAGGCUAGGCAUAAUCAUCUGCACAUUGUUUACACACCAUUAUUAGCCAAGGGCCUCCAAGGAGUAAAUCAAUUGGUUUUUGCUAAGCAAACAGUUUUAUUAUCUCUUAUCUACAUAUUAUUAUUAAAUGCAUAUGCAUAUACGUAUACAUAUAUGGCAUAUGUAAGAUCUAGCUAAUGCUUUGAAUGUAUAUGCAUUUCCGAAUAUGAAUUUGUUUGUGAAACAGAUCGCUUUUAUAUAUGUAUGUAUAUUGUAUAACGAGCAUUCCUCUAUGAACUUUACUAUUA